This is a messenger RNA of Lipotes vexillifer (Yangtze River dolphin), 3201 nucleotides long. RefSeq names its product sperm antigen with calponin homology and coiled-coil domains 1 (gene SPECC1). NCBI's taxonomy places the organism in Eukaryota, Metazoa, Chordata, Mammalia, Artiodactyla, Lipotidae. The record is from RefSeq and is a predicted model, not a curated record. Bases 1 to 3201 code for a protein of 1066 amino acids. Gene Ontology annotation, molecular function: protein binding. The transcript is spliced from 15 exons.
AUGCGGAGUGCAGCCAAGCCCUGGAGUCCAGUCACCAGAGUGGGAAGCCGUGGGGUGGACCGCGCGCGACCCCUCCCCGCCCCUCCUCCCGGCAUGAAGAGCUCCAAGUCAUCCACCUCGCUGGCAUUUGAGUCCCGACUCAGCAAGCUCAAGCGGGCCAGCAGUGAGGACAUGCUCAACAAGCCAGGCGGUGCCGCCGCUUCUGGGGCAGCUCGGCUGAAAAAGACGUCCAUGUCUGGGGCCUUCUCCGAACUCGCAGAGAGCCGCCUGAGGGGCCCCCCAGGGGCUGUGGCAGCAGCCAAGCGGACAGGCAUUCCCACCCCUCGAGAACUCGCGGUAGCUGUCUCGAGAGAGAGAACGGUGCCACGCGGUCCCUCCAACUCCAGGAAGGCGGUAGCCAGCCCCACCUCUUCCAGCACGCCCACCCCCACCAAGCACGUGCGGGCCACUCCCACGAGACCCAGGCCGGAGCACGAAGACGCAGAGAAGGCCGCGCUCGAGUGCCAGGUUCGGGAACUCUUGGCAGAAGCCAAAGAGAAAGAUGGUGAAAUUAACAGGCUCCGAAGUGAACUCAAGACAUGGAUGGAGAAGUGGACUCAGAACACCGAAGGGGCUGACGCUUCGGACCCAAGUGUGGGCGGAGCGUCAGUCUUGCCGGGUGACUCGGAGCCUUUGAUCAGAGCCCUCGAGAAGAACGAGCACUUCCGGAAAGAGCUCGCCGAGCUGGAGGCGGAGAACCGGGCCCUGAAGGAGACACUGACUGCUUUUGAGCACUCCCCAGAUUCAGAGCGGGGAACGAGUCACACGGCGGGCAGCAGCUGCAGGACGUCGGUGACUCAGGAGUCCGGCUCCGGGAGCCUGAUGGGAAAUGAGUUGUCGGGCGAAAUCGACGCGUGUAAAAGAAGCCCACACGAAGGUGUGUUGCGGACGUCGGGCUCUUCGAGCAGCGACGUCACCAAGGCUUCCUUGUCCCCGGACGCCUCCGACUUCGAGCACGUCCCAGCGGACGCCCCCCCGGGGCCCCCGUCCCCCGCCGGGAGCCUCGUCAAGAGCUCCAAGCGCUCAGCGGCCGGCAGCUCCCCGCACGCUGCGCGCGAGCUGUCCCUGGCGUCCCUGACGGAGAAGAUCCACAGGAUGGAAGAAAGCCACCACAGCACCGCCGAGGAGCUGCAGGCCACGCUGCAGGAGCUGUCGGACCAGCAGCAGAUGGUGCAGGAGCUGACGGCCGAAAACGAGAAGCUGACGGACGAGAAGACGCUCCUGGAAGCGUCCUUUCAUCAGCAUCGGGAGAGGGCGGAGCAGCUGAGUCAGGAGAACGAGAAGUUGAUGACCCUCCUGCAGGAGCGAGUCAAGAGUGGGGAGCUCAGCACCCAGGAAGGAAAAAUCCUGGAGCUGGAGCAGAAUUGCACGGAGAUCCUGGGGCAGGGCCGCUUCGAGCGGGAGAAGCUGCUCAACAUGCAGCAGCAGCUGACCUGCCGUCCGAGGAAGGAGGGGGAGGACCGGGGGGCUCUGGAGACGGUCCGGCUCCUGAAGGAGGACAGCGGGGAACGGACCGCCUUCCUGGAGCCGGACCAGCGCGACAGCGGGGCCGUGGCCGAGACCCUGGAGGAGUGUCGGGUUCCCUUGGAAGGGCUCAAGGUGGAGAACGGGUCUCUGCAGGCGCACCUGGAGAAUGAGAAGCCGAAAGCCGUAGAGACCAGCCCCCCGGGGCACACGGCCGAGGGCUGUGAUGCUCAGGAAAUGUUGACAGCAGCCCGAGCCGAGAAGGACCAGCUGGAACAGUCCUGCGCGGAGCUCAGACAGGAACUGCUGAAGGCACGUGGCGAGGCUAAGCGUGUCUCAAGCCUGCUGUCCACGGUGGAAAAGGAUUAUUCUUACUUGAAGGAGAUAUGCGAUCAUCAGGCAGAACAGCUGAGCAGAACCAGCCUCAAGCUGCAGGAGAAAGCGUCGGAGAGUGACGCGGAGAUUAAAGACAUGAAGGAGACCAUCUUCGAGCUGGAGGACCAGGUGGAGCAGCAUCGAGCCGUCAAGUUACACAACAAGCAGCUCAUCAGUGAGCUGGAGAGCAAUGUGAUGAAACUGGAGGAACAGAAGUCUGACCUGGAGAGGCAGCUGAAGACCCUGACGAAGCAGAUAAAGGAUGAGACGGAGGAGUGGCGGCGCUUCCAGGCUGACCUGCAGACAGCGGUGGUGGUGGCCAACGACAUCAAGUGCGAGGCCCAGCAGGAGCUGCGCGCUGUCAGGCGGAGGCUGCUGGAGGAGGAGGAGAAGAACGCCCGGCUGCAGGAGGCGCUGGGGGGCGCGCGGGCCCGCGGCAGGUGGAUAAACCCGAGAGCCACUUGUGUACCUGUGAAGGAAGAUCCGGAGCCCUCCGAGGUGGACGCUCCUGGCCGGUGGCACGGCGGCUACGUGAACAGAACUCCUCCGACAGCUUCAGAGUCUGCAACCACCGUUAAAUCCCUUAUCAAGUCAUUUGACUUGGGGCGUCCAGGUGGUGCUGGGCAGGACGUUUCUGUCCAUAAGGCCUCCAGGAGCCCCCUGAGCGGAAUCCCCGUGAGGACCACUCCAGCUGCCGCUGUUUCUCCAAUGCAGAGGCAUUCAACCUUCAGUAGUGCUCGGCCGGCCAGCAAAGGAGUGAGUCAGCGCGUGGAUCUCCCAGACCUUCCCCUCUCAGAUCUUCUGAAGGGAAGGGCUGAGGACCUGAGACCAGACCCUUAUCUCCGCAAGAGCCCCUCGCUCGAGUCCCUGAGCAGACCUCCUCCUCUGGGCUUCGGGGGCUCCAGGCUGCUGAGCGCUCCCACCGGGGGCUGGAAGCCACAAAGCAAACUCAGCGUGGAAAGAAGAGACCCCCUGGCUGCCUUGGCCCGGGAAUACGGUGGCUCCAAGCGCAACGCUCUCCUGAGGUGGUGCCAGAAGAAGACGGAGGGCUACGCGAACAUCGAUAUCACCAAUUUCAGCAGCAGCUGGAGUGAUGGCUUGGCCUUGUGUGCUCUCCUGCACACCUACCUGCCUGCUCACAUCCCGUACCAGGAGCUGAACAGUCAGGAGAAGAAAAGAAAUCUCUUGUUGGCAUUUGAAGCAGCUGAAAGUGUAGGCAUCAAACCCAGCCUGGAGCUCAGUGAGAUGCUGCACACAGACCGGCCCGACUGGCAGAGCGUGAUGCAAUAUGUGGCCCAGAUCUACAAGUACUUUGAGACGUAA